AUGGAAGUUUCUGGUGCGACCAGUUACUCACAGUUGCCCAGUCUUCAGAUACAAGAGCUCGACCACCUUAAGGAGCUCGUGCAGGAGCUCAAGGAAGCCUUCAAUAGGUGCGGGGUGCCCACUGAGCAGUGUCAGCGCGCGCUCGAGCUCAUGCGCGAGGCCGACGACCCCGGCGACGGGCUGGUGGCGGGGGAUCCGGACGAGGCGGGGGCGGAGGGGGCCGGCGACGUCAGCGACGGGGAGGGCCCGCCCACCACGCUGCCGACCGACGCCGACUACGAGACGUACGAGCUAUGUAAUCUUCUCAACUCGAGGGUCGAAUCACCUGAAUUUCUUCAAAAGCUUGAUAACAUUGAGAAGUUGGUAUACCAAAAUGGCGCAGUAGAUGAAACCAUAUCAUGGGGUAUCGUAAGCGCGGCAGAUAUAUGGGAUGACAAGAGUAUGAACGUCAGUGAUGAUUCAGAGGAUGGAUAUGUUCUCGGUAAGCAAGAGGAUAUAGUUGAUGGGAUUGCGUGCUUCAUGGCUGCAUACUUGCUGUUGCUGAAAGAAAGUAAGGAAUUGACGCCCAAUCAACUUCAAGAUGCCCUUAGCAAGACAUUUUCAACUAAAAAGAGAAAAGGGAAACUUCAGAAGGCAUGGGCUGGAACACAAGUUAUUUAUAAUGUAGCGUCAUGGAGUGCGACAGCUAUUGGUAUCUACCAGAAUCCGGCGAUUCUAAAAGCGGCAACUGCAGCCUUUUGGACAUCCUGCCGCGUGGUAUCCAAGUUUCUGUGAAUAGUCCAAUGCCAUGUGCUCGUGACCAUGUACACAUUGUGUGUUAUGACUUCCCUGUACCUCCAUCACGGGAAGUGUUGUUGUCAAACUCUGUGAUACGAUUGUUCUGCCAUGUGACUGCCGAAGUCCUUCGCAAGGUCUUCACCCAUAGGCUCAUAGGCUGCUUUCAACAGUUAGAUCACGUGCCAGAUCUAACCACAUAGUGUCUAGGUGUGAGCAUGUGGGGGCUGAUUCCUAGUAUCUGAUGUACCUGUUGAGUGCAGCUUCAUGCGUGCUUACUUAUAUCAUUCAUUUGUAUCCGACCCUGAUUGCUACCUCCUCCUUGUAUAUAUCAGAUGUACAACUGAACAUGGGCGUACCUGGCCAAAUGUAAAUACACCGAUUCGUUUGAGCUUCUUUUCUUAAGGUCAUUCGUGUUAUGCUUCA
Lolium rigidum is the source of this 1200-nucleotide messenger RNA. RefSeq lists its product as uncharacterized. The record is from RefSeq and is a predicted model, not a curated record. NCBI's taxonomy places the organism in Eukaryota, Viridiplantae, Streptophyta, Magnoliopsida, Poales, Poaceae. The transcript is spliced from 8 exons. The coding region runs from base 1 to 774 and encodes 257 amino acids.